Molecule: messenger RNA, 1461 nt
Organism: Mycotypha africana
Lineage: Eukaryota; Fungi; Mucoromycota; Mucoromycetes; Mucorales; Mycotyphaceae
Exons: 1
Coding region: 1-1461 (486 amino acids)
Molecular function (GO): protein binding
Source: RefSeq, a predicted model, not a curated record
AUGAAUGCUCCCAGGAAAGAAAACGCUGAGCUUGAUAUGGCUACUCGUCUAAAGUUGAAAGCGAAGCUUUUGGCCAACUUCCAACGAGCACUUGCUUCGACUAAUAUGGAUUUAAUAUGGCCAAUUUACGACGAGCUUUAUGAUUAUGGAUUUCUUCAGUGCGUUAGUAGACGUGUAUUUCAUUACCUUAUCAAGUAUACGAUCAAUUCUCGAGCCACUUCAAAGAACUUGAAUCGAUUCAAAACCAUUGUUGAGGAUAUGCUAACGCAUGGACAUCACUUGACAGUAUCAGAAUACAAUGCCCUCAUUCAUUGGGUGGGCGGCCAUACCGUACCACAGCGACGACCACAGCAUUUUACAGAGGCGAUGAAAAUCUUUGAUGAGAUGCAGCAGCCCUAUGUCAUCCUCAAUGUUCAGCACCAAUCCUCAUUAGGGACCGGCAUUGAGAGGAAAAUAGCAAAAGAGCCGGUGGGGCCAAACGCGGGGACAUUUAAUACGCUCAUUAACAUUGCAGCUCAAAUCUCUGAUGUGAAGGCAGCACAAAAAUUAUAUCAUGAUAUGGUUUCUCGAGGGAUCCCUCCCGAUACGCUGACCUAUUCUACAUUGAUCAAGGCGCUGGGGAAAAUAGGAGACGUGGAUGGUAUUGAUUAUCUGUUACAGCGAAUUACUGACCAACACGACGAAGACUUGAUCAGAACAACCUACAUUUGGAAUACUAUCAUUGCAGGCUAUGCUUUCAAUGGGUUGCCAGAAAGAGCUUAUGAACUCUUUCACAAAAUGAAGGAAGUCAAUCGAGUUCAACUGAGUCUUAGAGGACAACAAAACCAGCGCCAUCCUAAUAAAGGAAAACGGAAAAGAGGUCAGCAGCAACAACAACAACAGCGAUGCUCAAAGAAAAAGGGAAUACCAAAGGCGGAUUUCGAGACAUUUCGAAUCUAUAUUGACUUAUUGUUACAGGAUGGUAAAAGGGAAGAAGCAGUCUCGACAUUAUUCACAAUGCAACCCCAUUUCAACGUAAAGCCAACAGUAAAGAUUUAUAAUUCGUUAUUCAAAUCGUUUAUGCAAAACGAAGCAUUGGUCUCGUCUGAAGAUGACAUAGAUGACUGCGACAAACGCAGUUUUGUGAUAGACAAACAAUACCAGUUGGAUUUGGAAAAAGUACAUCAAAUAUAUCAACACAUGGUGAAGAACCAAGUAAAGCCGAAUUCCGAAACUUUAUAUACCCUCGUUUCUGCUUUAUUGGAUUUAGGUGAUACCCAAAAUGCAUUGACCCUAUUUAUGAAUAUUACCAAAAAACAAGAAGAACAACAAACUAGUAAUGACAAUGUAGACGCCACAUCCGUGAAAAUACUCACUAGUCAAAUCAUUAGGUUGCAAGAACAAAAAUCACAGCCUUCUAGUUUACGGAUCAAUCCCCUUUUAUUUGCUAGAAUUAGGCGUCUCACAUCGUCUUCAAGAUAG